AUGGACCUACCCCAGGUCGACUUGUUCCGCAAUGCUCAAACGCAGAAUUCGUACCAUGAGUUCUGGUGGUUCGGCAAACUUGGAAAUGGAACCCAGAUUGAGCUUGGCAACUACACCAUGCGCUUUGCCACACUCAAGCCUUUUGGAAACCCUAAAGCUGCUGACAAUUGGGAUGUGUUCCAAACUCCGCAGAUUCAGGUUACGGGCAAGUACGAGAGGCGAGGAUGA
Molecule: messenger RNA, 228 nt
Organism: Colletotrichum spaethianum
Lineage: Eukaryota; Fungi; Ascomycota; Sordariomycetes; Glomerellales; Glomerellaceae
Exons: 2
Coding region: 1-228 (75 amino acids)
Source: RefSeq, a predicted model, not a curated record